Messenger RNA from Blastomyces dermatitidis ER-3, 4655 nucleotides. Its product is annotated as tRNA-guanine transglycosylase. Lineage: Eukaryota; Fungi; Ascomycota; Eurotiomycetes; Onygenales; Ajellomycetaceae. Bases 94 to 1503 code for a protein of 469 amino acids. The transcript is spliced from 3 exons. The record is from RefSeq and is a predicted model, not a curated record. Gene Ontology annotation, molecular function: tRNA-guanosine(34) queuine transglycosylase activity.
CGUAUGCCUCUGGAGCAGUUUAUUCAAUGCACCCAGUGAUAUAUAUGUAUUCUACAUCUAUUGCUCCUGCUGAUUAAUUCAUAUAUCAACAUUAUGAAACGUGAACUGUUCGCUGAACUUCCUGAGGAGAUGUUCAGUUUCAGCCUUUUGGGUUCCGCCCCAACUCUCCUUGCCCCGCGGCUGGGCAGACUUGCGCUGGCCGGGAGGAAACCAACACAGACACCGAAUCAUGUUCCUAUAUCGUCUCGGGGCGCAUUGCCCCAUAUGUCUCACGAUAUGAUGAACGAGCGGAUGUCAAUUGGGAGUUUAUAUGCUGCAUUUGAGGAUUUUGCGGAGAAAGGACAUAAAUCCAUUCCACCGGUGUAUCAAGUUCCUACACAACCGUUUGAAUCGGCCCUGCGGAAAUUUAUAUGUCAGCGCGACGAUCUAUUGUUGAUAUUAGGUCCCCGACGAGUCCCACCCGUCCCAUGUCCAACUCCAAAUGCCUCGACUUCGGUUACGAUAUUAACUUCAGUUGGGUACCGUCAGUUGGAAACCGAGAAAUACCUAGAGGCUAUCCAAAAAUUACAACCAGAUAUCGCUGUUGGACUUUCGGAUUUGCCAAGCAAGCUGCCCGGCGUAAAGCGACGAGAGCGAAUGGUGGACAGGACCCAUGCAUGGACGAGGGACGCAGUCGACAGACUGUAUGAUCCCCAGGGUGAGAAACAAACUAGGUCGUUGUUUCUUGCUCCUUUACUGCCGCUAGAUAAGGAACAGCAGAUGCUAUAUAUUGAGGAUCUGGAGGACGAGAUGAAACAAUAUGUGGCCGGGUUCGCACUGUACGAUUCCAACAGUAGCUCCGUAAUACCGGAAUCAAUGUCCGCGCUCGUUCGUUUGUCUUUGGGCGAAACCAAAACCCCACGGGAAAUCCUGAAGGAAAUAUCGUUGGGUAUAGAUCUCUCAACAGUAACAUUUGUCGGAGACGCAUCAGACGCGGGUAUCGCGCUACACUUCGUCCUUCCGAGUUCAGCGAGCGAUGUUGGAGCUGAUCUGAGGCCAUUGGGGACUGAUAUGUGGCCGGCUACGCAUGCGGCAGACAUGUCACCCCUCCAGCAAGGUUGCAAAUGCUACACGUGCCAAAGGUUCACGCGCGCCUAUAUUCGACAUCUGCUUCAUGCAAAGGAGAUGCUUGCAUGGACGCUUUUGCAAAUACACAAUUAUCAAGUCCUCGAUAAUUUUUACGCGGCAAUCCGGGACAGUAUCGCCAGGGGGACUUUUGAUGAAGACGCGGCGAGGUUUGAGCGAGCUUAUGAACCAGAAUUACCACAGCAAUCUGGCCAGGGACCUAGAUUACGGGGAUAUCAAUUCAAAGGCGAAGCAGGCGCCAAACCGAAAAAUCCGAAGGUGUAUGGGCGUUUGGACCAUAUCACAGACACCCUCACGCAAUCGGAGUCGUCGAUUGCCACUCCAGACGUCGAUGUUGAUGAACUGCAAGACCAAGGUUUUGCUGCAAAGACGGGGUGACCAGAUCCGUUUCUGAGCAUCACUCAUACCUAGAUAUGCACGAUAUUUUUGUCAUGGUAUCGGCUUCAAUGAAACCUUAUUUACAUCUCUUACCUUGUUAGGUCGAUGCUUCGGUAGAUCGAUGGCUGAGUGGGUAGAGAGAGAAUGAAUCCGUCUACCUGCAGCCACUAGCCAGCCCAAUUUACACGCAUCCAUGUUUUGUUCUACGAUAAACAUGGCGCGGGUAGACAUAUCCUAAAAUAACCUCGAUUUUGGAGUAAAUACUUACAGAAGUGUACGAUUACAUACCAUAUGUCAUAGGUGUCAAUUGCUACAUUGUUUCUUCAAGUGCCUUUGCUCCCAAUUUAUAUCAUUCGACAUACUCAUUUGAAUCACUCAAUCAAGGGGUCGUUCCGGAAAUAUUCAGCCCCGUUCGGCUGGCUAUAUCGGGAUAUAUCAAACACACGAAACAAGUUACUGAAUCCAAAUAUAACCUUAGCCUGGAGGCGGGGGUGCCCAUUUUAUGCAAAUUCAUGAAUACUCAACUAAUAUAUCCAAGCUGGCCGGACGUCAGCACCUAUGAUUCUCAUAUUGGGUGGAGGAAGCUGUGUGUCACCCCUCUCCUUUUCGUGCAGAAAGGAAAAACACUUGGUUACACAAUAUAUAGACUUGACCACUCCGUAUUCUUUUGAUUCGCAUACUUAAACCUUGCCUAUAUUCUUUAUCUUUAUGGAAUACUAAAUGAGAACCAGGCAGAGAAAAAAAAAUGCUCGGGGGAUACAAGACCUUGUAUUUUCCAAGAUAUGUACUCCUCGUAGAGAACAGCCAAAAAAGGAGCGCUGAUCCCAUUAUAAAAUGGUAUAAGAAAUGCUCAAUGCUUGUUGGUUGAAUCCGCCUCAGUAGCCUGUCCCGCCAGUAAUUUCCAUAAUAGCUUCCCUUCCGUUUCUGCAGCCUCUCUACUUUGACAACCUGCACCGUAUUUCUGGCCCACUACACAAACCAGCCAUACAUCGUUCUUUAGUUGAUCUAGUAGCUUCUCGGUGGGGCUUCCACGCGGGAAAACGCGUCUCCACUCGUCCCAGAUACGGAACGCCUCAUCGCCCCAUGCACGGAAACUGACUUCUUCAAUGAUAGUUGGAGUCACGAUCUCCUUACCUCUGAAUACGCCCCACGUAACAGCAUUAACUCCAGUACCACCCGCCGUAGCGUUGGAAUCCAGAUAGACAUCAACAGGACCGGAGUAGUCGUUUGCGCUGUCGUCGGUGGGCGGAGAAGAGGACUCGAAAUCACCAGCAGCAUUCGUUGCGAACCACGCAAGUUCAUCGUGGCCAUGGUUCUCAAAAAUCGGUUUUAGAAUGGUUUUCAAGUCAUGGGCUGUGCAGAAGAACUCGACAAAUGCCUUCUGGAAAACGAAGCCCUCGCCGCGAGGACCCCAGCCGAAAAUCGGAUGGUCGUUGCGCACCCCAUUCACUGCUGGCUGGGACGCGAGCGUCCACCACCCACGUCCAUUUAUGAGCUGGAGCAGCUCGUCGCGAAUAGUAGCAGUUUCUGCAUUCAGGCCGCCCGUAUCUUGCGUUCCACCUUCUGACCAGGGCACAAUGUGAAGAUCGCCAGACACAUGGCGUUGGAAGAUGGUGUUAAUGUCCUCUUUCGUUGUUGGAUAUCCCCAGAGUCGACGUGCUACGGCGGGAGUGACGUGUAGUGACGGGCCAUAUCCAUCGAUUUCUCCGAAUGCAGGGGAUCUCGCAUCACCCCACCGACCAUUGGGGAAGUCAUCCCAGGUCGCCUCGCGCCCAAGUGCACCCACUCCCUCUGAGAUUUGUAGUGUUGUCGCUCGGUGAGGGGGAUUAAGAGCUGGCAUGCCAGCACCAAGAGUCUGAGUUUCGUGGGUAGUGGAUGCUUGAGAGGAACCCCUCCCGUCCGAGGGCCGAUCAACAAUUAAUCUGUUAUGGGGUUGGGAAUUUAUGGAGGAAGCACGUCUUUUGGACAUUCGGACAAUGUUGUUUAGUUGACCGUGUACCAUGGAAACUGCAGUAUCCAGAUCUGCUUCUGAAUCGCUCGAGGGUUCGGAUGAUGGUGGUAUUAAGCUGCACCUCUCAACUGUAAAGGCAACUGCCUUUUCUAAAUUCAGGGUGUAGAAAUGAAGCCCGCGUGGACCUGGGCAAGGAAUCUCUUUUAAUCCAUUUACAAUCUCACACAAGAUAUCCACGCCGAUUCGUUUCACUGAUUCAUCGUCUGAUUUCACUUCUUCCACUCGUGCCAUAAUGUUAGGAGGUACCCUCGCAUGGCUUAGUUUCGUCGUCCUAGUUAAAAUAUGAUAGCUCUGAAUGGGCAUCAAACCGGUAAUGAUAGGAAUAUCUUUGAAAACGCCCGAUUCAUGCGUGCGAAGCAUAUUCUCAAACCGUUUAUAUGCUUCCAAAUCGUAAGUCAAUUGAGUCAUUAUAAAGUCCGCUCCAGCCCUUGUUUUCUCGACGAGAUAUGGGACGUCUCUAGCAGGAUCCUGCACUUCGGGAUGUGACUCGUCUGAAUGUCCUUCUGGAUAUGCUGCCACUCCUAUGCAGAAGUGAUCACCGUGUGUGCGGCGUAUGUAUUUCACCAAAUCGACUGCAUACGUAAAGUCCUUAUUGCUAUCAUCUUCGCCAUCAAUAUUGUACUCUUCGCUUCGCGGAGGGUCACCGCGCAAUGCUAGGAUAUUUCUGAUGCCCAACGCUUUGGCUUCUGAGAGCGCAUGGUCCACCAGUGAGCGGUUCAUAUUCGUACAUGUCAAAUGCAAGCAGGUGGUAAGUCCUAAUUGACGCUGACAUAUCUCAGCGAGCUCGAGCGAUUUGGCCGCAGUGCUUCCACCAGCACCCCAAGUAACGGUCACGAAUAGCGGUCGUAGAGCUUGUGACAUGCGUUCCAGACGGGCUUGGAGAUUUGAGGAGCCCUAUAGACGAAUUGAUUAGUCUCGUGAAAACAACGUGGGGGGUAAGGAGGAGUGGCGGGGUAAUUGAUGGAAUUCACCAAACUCGACGGGAACGUACCAUCUGGGUCUUUGGAGGGAAAAACUCCAGCGAGAAGUAGUUCGCAUUUCGGGGAAGAGCGGCUAUUUUAUCUGAUAUUUUCUCCAUGGUUGUGGUUGUAGUUGUGGUGUGUUCUGCAAUGUGACAUUCUUCAGGUGAUGAAGGGUCAGC